Molecule: messenger RNA, 7766 nt
Organism: Microcebus murinus (gray mouse lemur)
Lineage: Eukaryota; Metazoa; Chordata; Mammalia; Primates; Cheirogaleidae
Gene: USP6NL
Product: USP6 N-terminal like
Biological process (GO): regulation of GTPase activity
Molecular function (GO): GTPase activator activity; small GTPase binding
Source: RefSeq, a predicted model, not a curated record
AAAGGAGUCUGUAAAGUAUAAUUUAAAAAAAUGUGCUUAUAAACAACCUAACAAUUGUACACUAUUGAUCUUUUCAUUUGGAGAAUAACAGGACUUUGGUGUAUCCUUCCCAGCCCACUCACCCUACUUGCUUGGCUGCUGGGCUUCUAUAGAAGAGUUUGAAGAAAUAUAUUCUGCAAAUCUAAUGAAAAAUUUAAAAACUAUUAAUUUAAAGCAUGAUAUAGUGGAAAUAAUGAUACUAAUGCUGUUAGUGGCAUAAGAGAUAUUUUGAAUACAAAGGUAUAAAUCAUUUGUGCCCAUAAUUAAAAGUUAAAAAUUGAGGAACAUUUAGGUUUAUUUCUUUUAGACACUUCUGUUGUAUUAGACAACAAUGCAUAUUAAACUAGAGGAAUGUGAAGAUGUAGACAGAAACUUGUGUGUCUCUUGAAGAAGAAAUCUAGGCAUUCCCAAGGACUUUUGGGUUUAUGGCACUGGUUCUUUCAUAUAUGUAUGUUGCUUUCAUUUGCUAUUGUAAUUAUUUAUACUAUUUUUAUAAUUGCAGCUAUGAUCAGGAUCUUUUGUUGUUGUUCCCAAGUGAACAUAAGAAAGAGGGAAGGGAGCCAAAUGAUUUUUCCAAGAUUAUUAAGCUAGUGGGGGAAGGAGGAACAAGAUAAAUCGGGUUUGAGGUUGUGCAAUUUUUGAAAAGACACUUGUCCAAUGUGGAAUCAGCAUAGUUAUGAGAGCUCUAUGAGGGACUGGGCUAUAGUGCAGAGGAGCGAACAUAGGGUUGGAUUGUCAACCUUAAACAAUGAGAUUCAGAAAAUGUGAAGUGGAGAGUUUAUUCAAGCCCAAAGCUUGAGGGUGGCCAAAUGGGAGGAUAGACUCAAGUUGCCCUGAAUAUACACUCCAAUUAGCAGCAGUUACAAGUGAGUUUUUAAGAAAAAAGAAGAGGUAGUUCCUAAUUAUUAUCUAAAAUUUACAUUAAAAUAAUAAGCUACUGAUUGGCUAUUCUCAUUGUUCUUUUUAUCACAAAUUUCAGGAACUUGUGGUCAAUGGGUAAGGCUGCUAGUCAGGAGCAAAAUGCCUUUAAACAGUUGCCCCCAGACUGCUCUGAGUUGUUUUUGUUUUCUCAGGAUUAUAGAUGAUCUCUCAGUAGAGGGUGGGGACAGGGAUAAAGGGACAGGAGGAAAUCCUGGACCAGUUCUUCUCACAGGACUCUUGGCUGGUAAGUUGGCUUAGCAUAUCCUGGGAAGCUAUGUCAGAAUAAGCUGUUUUAGGUAUCAAGUAUAUUGUAGCCUUUAGGUGCCCAUAUUUCAUCUCAUCUUGCCCAGAAUGACCACUCAAAACAAUUGGUAUUCCAUGUUCUCUUAUUGCUGGUGCACCUUCUUUUACCUUGUUUGUUUUUAGUUUAAGCUUUGAUGUUGAUCUUCUCACUACGUUUAUUCCUCUGAGCAUUCCUUCCAACCUUGAAUCUACACCAUGACAGAAUAGUGGUGUUUAUUAAUAUCUUAACGUUUAAAGCAAUCUUUAUUCUUGACACAUCUUAGUCCAUGGUACAUAGGAAAGCGAUCACAAAUAACCAAAACCAUGAUUGAGAGGCACCAUUGACUUUGCUUGAAAGAUGAGGUGUAAUUUAGUAACUCAAGGUAAGACAUAAAUAACUUAUUCAGACUACUUUAGGAAAAAAGAGCAUUUGCUACAUGAAUCCAUUGAACUGGAAAUGAAAGCCAUCAUGGACUGAAGCAUAGAGCUGCUUCAGGGAUGGGCUGUUCUGUCUCUUUUGGGCUACACGGUCUCUCUAGUGGUGACUCUGCCUUGCUCUGCAGCUCAGGUACUGUUUUCUUUGCACCAGCUACUUUUUCUCUGCUUACUGGUAGUUUCUGCUUCCUCAUUUUUCAACUUGCCUUUGGUCAUCAUUAUCUGUAAAGCUCUUUAGCUCAUGCUUUACAUAUUUUAUAUAUAUAUAAAAAUUUAUAUUUUAUCUUUAGCUCCUAGCCACAAAUAAAAAUGAUAAAAUUUAUAUUUUAUCGUUAACUCCUAGUUCAAAUUCCUAAGAGGACUGGUUGAAUAAAUUAUGUUAAUACUUUAGGAUACUUUAUAGCUGUGAAAAAGGUUCCUCGCCUUUUCUUGCUUCUGGUGGCUGUCUGCUUUCCUCAAGCUGCCGACCAGUCCUUGAGUCACUCCAGCCUCUUGUGUCUGCCACACCUCCUGCUUCCUCCUUUGAUCUUCUCACCUCCUGUGUAAGGAUUCCUGUGAUUACAUUGGGCCACCUGCAUGAUCCAGGAUAAUCUCCCGAUUUCAAGAUCCUUAACUGAAUUACAGCUGCAAAUCCCUCUUGCCAUGUGAGGUGACAUUUACAGGUUCCACGGAUUAGGAUGUGGACAUCUUUGGGGGAAGGGUUGUGGGCAUCUGUAGCUUACCACACCUUGUAAUAUCUAAGUUUUUCCCACUCUCUAAACAUCUGAGAUCUUUUGCUUUAGUUGAAUGUUACAACUGGGUUUAGCUGAGCAUAAACUUAAUUCAUUGGUGUCCAGCUAAGUGUAAUUAAUGUUCACAGGCAUGCCUCUGACAAGGCUGUUACUUUUGCAAAGUGGUUUCCAAAUUGUACGUUCCUACCCAUUUAAAAGAAAAAGGGAAACAAUGAAAGGAAGAAGAAAGGAAUAAAUAAAACAGAAUGGAAAAUUUCACAGUGCCAUCUUACAGUGCUUACAACAUAGUGCCUCAUGAAACAUUUGUUUCACUUGUAUGUGUGUAGUGUGUUAAAAAUGUCCAAAACUACUGCUUUAGUAUGUAUUUGCUUACUGUCUGAAACAGGGGCUGCAGGUUUCAUGUUAAAAAUUAUCAUGAAAAAUUACAUUAAGAUAUAAAAUGUGUAUGAGAAUAGCAUUCCUACUUAGCUUUAGUUUAAUGUUUUAAAUAAAUUUUUUCUUUGUUGUUCCAUGAUAAGUUUUGUUAAAAGUGCUAAGAAAGUGGCUAAUUUUGAAGCACAAGAUUAAGGCAUGUUAUGAAGCUGCUUGUUUAAAGCCCCUGUUUGUUAUUUGAUGGAAUGCUGGGUGUAGGCUGGUAUGGUUCAUGGUUGGGAUCUAGCCUGAAAGACAUGUUUUCACCCUCAACAAAUAUCAUCUUUGUUCGAAUAUCCAUGUGAUCACAGCAAGAUCUUUUUUCCUCCCCUUAGAAAAGGACAGAAUGCAUCUGAAACUUUUUCUUUCUUAUGCUUGUUUCACAAAUAGUUUAAAGUAGAGCUGCUUUCUCCUUUCUUUGUUUUAGUUAGUUGCAGAAUGUGUGAGGUACCAUCUAAUGCUCUUGGUGUGUUCAAGAACUAUAAAAUAAUAAUGAAAUCUUGGAAUAGAUAAGUUACUCUAUGAGGACUGAAGCUUUAGUUAAUUUCCAAGGUCAGACUGAUUAUCUAACAAAGGAUUCAGAACAGGAUGUAGCACUGAAACUAGCUCAGGAGCGAGCUGAAAUAGUUGCUAAAUAUGACAGAGGACGAGAAGGUGCAGAGAUUGAACCCUGGGAAGAUGCUGAUUACCUUGUUUACAAAGUCACGGAUAGAUUUGGCUUUUUACAUGAGGAGGAGCUCCCAUAUCAUAAUGCAGCUAUGGAACGGCAAAAGUACCUGGAAAUUGAAAGAACUACCAAAUGGCUGAAAAUGUUAAAAGGAUGGGAAAAAUACAAGAACACCGAAAAGUUUCAUAGAAGAAUUUACAAAGGAAUCCCACUCCAGCUCAGAGGUGAAGUCUGGGCACUCCUUCUUGAGAUCCCUAAAAUGAAAGAAGAAACAAGAGACCUUUAUAGUAAAUUAAAACACAGAGCACGGGGUUGUUCACCUGAUAUCAGACAAAUAGACCUUGAUGUCAACCGCACAUUUAGGGACCAUAUCAUGUUUAGAGACCGAUAUGGUGUUAAGCAGCAAUCCUUAUUCCAUGUUCUUGCUGCAUAUUCUAUUUAUAACACGGAAGUCGGGUAUUGUCAGGGCAUGAGCCAGAUCACAGCCUUGCUCCUCAUGUAUAUGAACGAGGAAGAUGCCUUCUGGGCCCUAGUCAAACUCUUCUCAGGUCCCAAACAUGCCAUGCAUGGCUUUUUUGUCCAAGGUUUUCCUAAACUCUUGAGGUUUCAAGAACAUCAUGAAAAAAUACUGAAUAAAUUUCUGUCCAAGCUUAAGCAACACUUGGAUUCUCAAGAAAUCUACACAAGUUUUUACACAAUGAAAUGGUUUUUUCAGUGUUUCCUUGAUCGUACUCCCUUUACACUAAACCUCAGAAUAUGGGAUAUCUACAUCUUUGAAGGAGAACGAGUUCUUACUGCUAUGUCUUACACAAUCUUAAAAUUACACAAAAAACAUCUAAUGAAAUUGUCUAUGGAAGAACUUGUAGAAUUUCUUCAGGAAACCCUGGCAAAGAAUUUUUUCUUCGAAGAUGACUUUGUAAUAGAACAACUUCAGAUUUCUAUGGCAGAACUAAAGCGGGCGAAAUUAGACCUUCCAGAACCUGGUAAAGAGGAUGAAUAUCCAAAGAAACCUUUGGGGCAGCUUCCGCCUGAAUUCCAGUGUGGUGGCGUCAGUCACCUGAGCAAUGGCCAAAGAAGCGUGGGCAGGCCGAGCCCGCACUUGGGCAGCAGGAGGGAGAGCGUGGUGUUGUCGCAGCCCAGGAAACAGGAGCACUCCCCGCGCCACCAGGGGAGGACGGCCACCCCGGAGCGCGCCAGGCAGCCAAGACGGAAAUCACUGGAGGAGGACGGCAAGAAGCUUAAGGAAGAGGCGGAUUUUCAAAGAAAACCCCCGUCAGGUCCACACGACAGUUCCAGGCAGUAUAAUCACGCCACUGCCAACCAAAACAGCAACGCCACUUCCAACGUCAGGAAGGAAUUCGUGCCCAGGUGGAACAAACCGUCGGAUGGCUCAGCUUUGGAGAGAACUGCCAGACUCGCCGAAGGUAAGAGCAGAGCGGGACAGCCCACGCUCACAGUCCCCGCGAGCCCUGGCGACGCCCGGGUGUCGCUCGCGCGGCCCAGGGCCCUGGAGGUGGAGGACGGCAAGCGCGGCUCCACCGCGUCGCAGUACGACAACGUGCCGGGCGACAGCGUGCCCGGCGAGGAGGGCGAAGGCGCGGCUGCCGUGGAAGAGGCCCUGGAGAGGGCUCGCUCGCACAGCCCGAGGACCGUCGCCCCCGCCAGCAGCCCGCGGAGGCUCGCGGACCCCAGCGCCAGCCCAGCCAAGGCUCCCAGCAGGUUCCCCUUUAGGGCGCAGCCCCCAGGCUACGCGCACCCGCCCGCCCACGGCGACGCCCCCAAAUACCUCCCCGCUGCCAACAGCUUUGGGUCCCCCCACUUCAGCCCCGGGGCCCCAGGUCAUCCUUCCGGGAGACCUUACGGCUCUACCCUUUCCAUAGACCUCUCUCCGGACAGAGCGCCCGGCCGCCCCGCCCCGAUCGUGCUGCCGCCCAGCCGGAUAGAAGUGCUUCCCGUGGACGGUGCCGCCGCCGGGCACCCGGGCAACUCGGGGUCACCAAAGCACACGCAGUUCAUCCUUCCUCCGGUGGAUUACUUGCCAGAUAACCGAAAGUGGUCGGAAGUGACUUACACCUACAGGCCCGAGGUGCACGGGCAGUCGUGGGCUCGGGACGCCGGCCGUGGCAACAUGGCGAAAUACGCGGCCUUUCCGCACGCCCCCUUCCAGGACCACGGCCUGCCUGCCGUCUCGGUGGACAGCCCCGUGCGGUACAGACCUUCGCGCGCGCUGGAGGACGCCAGUCCUCCUGCCUAUCAGUAUUCAGGGCCCUCGCCCCCAGCCUACCACUACAGGAACCGGGACGGGCUUUCCAUUCAGGAGUCAGUGCUGCUGUGACAAUUGAUCUGUGCUCGCCGGCGCCGAGAGUAGAAACCACAGGAAACCCACAUUGCUAUGUUUGUGAUUGCCAAAGCAGUAUUUUAUACUAUUGUGAGCAACUUGCACAACCCUGGUGUCUGUUAGUGAUAAGAAUAUAUGGAAAUGUCUUCAUCCUCAUGUAGAUGCUGCUUAAGAUGAGCAUUUAAAUUACAUCAUCACUGACCCUGUUAAAAAGAAUUUAACCUGGAAACAGCAAUAGCAGUUAGGGAUGCACGCACAGUGGUAAUUUAUUACUCAGUUUCAUUUAUAUCUUUCUCCAAAAACUGAACAUUUUUACUCUAUUGGCCCGUUCUAUUUAGACUAAUGUUACAAAGUACUGAAAAACUAUAGAUUAGGUAUUUUUAAGGCUACGUGUAGUGUGUAUGUCUUUUAAUAGCUGUCAUAGGCAUCGAUGCAUACACAUUUGAACACAGAACUAAAGAAGUGUUUUUAAAAAACUACUUUUAAUCUAGACCCGUGGAAUAACAUGUUAUUCUUCUUUUCCUUAAUGUCUUUUAGUCCAGUUUUUUUCCUCUCAUAUUUUAACCUGACUAAAGAGUUUCCCCGAUUAUAUUAAUUCAAUAUCUCACAGAAUGCUCAUCAUUCUCCUUCAGUUGCUAUCAUUUUCUUUGAAUCUGGAAAUUAAAUAUAUUGGAGAGAAAGGCUAACCACUCAAUGGUGCUUAAAAAUCGAGGCAGUUAAAUAAGGUUAUGGCCAGAGGUGUAGGGCUCCUCACACCUGUUUACCAGGCCAGUCUUAGCGCUCUCGUGCCCUUUGCUCUGGUCCGACUCCUGCAAAGCUCCGAGCAGGCUGUCCCCGCCAGAUGCCCAGGCGACCCCGGGAGCAGCUCUCCAGUGGGUGCCGCGGGAAAAGCUGCAACAUACUGCAGCAUCGCUGGCCCAGGACGCAGCACAAAUGCCUUUGAAAUUCAUUUGGAAGCAGGAUUGACAACAUGGUUACUUCUCAGUUCUGCCCCAGGGUGGUCGUUUACAUGAUCCUGGCAUUAUUUCUUUAGAGAAUGUAGUCAAUGGGUUUUAUACUGUUCUUAAUCGGGCCAUUAAAUUAUAGCCAUGUAAAAAUUAUAAAAAAUGAUCCUAAUUGUUAAUAGGAGUGUAGGAUUUUGAUCUUUUAAAAAAAUAUAGUGUUGCUUUCAUGCUUUUGAAAAUCUUUUUUUUUCUUUUUCAUUGAAAAAAAUUCAGGUUCAUGGUAAAAAAAAAAUUAGUAAUGUCUUUUAAAAUACCCUAUUACACUACAAUCACCAAAACACUGACAAAGAAAGUCUGACUUCAUAUUUAAUUGGGGAGCUUGUUUUCAACAUUAGUUUGCUUCCAUUUGAAUACUAGAGAGUAGAAAACCUAUACUGAUGGUUCUUCCUGUUGCAAGUUGGAACUUUAAGCUUUCAAGGUACAAAAGUUUGUCUGUUAAAAUGAAAGUAACAUUUGUUUAGCUAGUGAAUGUGACAAUAUUUUUUAUGUAUAUAAUGAGUCUAAUGUAAUUUUAAUCAACUUGGUAAUGAUGUUAUUAAAUGGCAAAACAAACGCAGUGUAUUAAGCUGAACACUACACUGAAGCUCAAACAAAACCCUGGUAAAAUAACCAGGCUCUUGAUUUAAAUCAUGUGGAACCUGAGAAAUAAAUGUAUAUAAAAAUGUAGCUGAGGAUAUUAAUUCUAAUUUUUGAACCAUGAUUCUGUGACUUACAAUAAACCAAGCUGUACAAUUUAGUUUAUGAUAGCAGUGUCUGAGCUGCUCCAAAAUAUAUAUAUCAACGUGGUAAAUACUGUAGAUUUUUAUAUAUAUAUGCAACAUAUAUAUAUAUAUAUACACACAUACACACAAGCACUAUUUUCUUAUGUCAUCUAUGACAUUUUUUAUCUGUAUACUUUUUUUGAUGUGAUUUUUAACAUGCUGAAAGUAAUAAGUAUA